Molecule: messenger RNA, 1559 nt
Organism: Cladophialophora immunda
Lineage: Eukaryota; Fungi; Ascomycota; Eurotiomycetes; Chaetothyriales; Herpotrichiellaceae
Exons: 1
Coding region: 87-1559 (490 amino acids)
Source: RefSeq, a predicted model, not a curated record
GUUUGUCUCUGUCAGGUUUGCCGAUACGUGAAGACUCGCUGAGCUUGCCAGUCGAAGACGCGUUGGCGUGGGCGGCAGCGACAACAAUGAAGUGCAUGCGAUUCUGUCGCACCCGCGACUUUUUCGUUCACCAUCUCAUUCGCUUUCUACCUUGUUCAGUGCCACGACUGUCAUCCUUACGUGAGUAUUGUCGUCGAUUCACCGGGCAACACUACCUGUCAUGCAGCAUGUCUUUGACGCCUUCAUCUCCCCCGGCGCCACCGGACAAUAACGACACCGCGCUCUACGCACCUUGCGCUCCUUUCAUCAGCCUAAAGUACGCUCCGAACAAAAAGUGCAUCUGCUUCCACCAAGCCAAGUUCGAGCUCGCGACCUCGCUCUGUCCUCAACAUGGGUACCACGACUCUAAAAGCAAGGUAACCGAAUGGAAGAACUCGCAUGUCGCUGGCAACGUGCAAAAGAAGGGGAGAGGUACAAGAGACAGCCGCGACAACCGGCCUCGAGCGAGGGUGAGGAGAAGAAGAAACACAGCAGAGCCACAACCACGAAGGUCUCGGAAUCCCUUGUAUCCUCGACAUUCCUAUAUCACCAAUCAUGCUGAGCAAAGUGCUGUGGGGGCCUUCGCCGCAGAACUCGGUCUCAUGAAUGACAAUCUGCGUCUAGUUCUGACCUCCAGAAGUCCCUCUGACGAGUUCAUACGCUCCUUCGAAUUCUCCGAACGGCCACCUUUGACCCAAAUCGACUUCCUCGACUGGCCACUCGAUGCACGAAAGAUCAUUUACCGCUUCUUGCUUGUGCCGACCAAAAGAGCUGUGAUCUUUCCGGGCAAAAAUAGUCUCGAGACAUUUCGCCAGUUGAAUCCUGAACUCGACACGAGAAUCCUCCACACGAACAGUCAAGUCUACCGCGAAGCCAGAAGCGUGCUGUACGGCGAGAACAACUUCAUUGCCACGGAACCUGCAGACUUCUUCUUUCCUUGUGGCAUCCAGGGUCUUCGAGCCAGCACAACCACACGGAUAAAGCAUAUCACGUUCCUCAGGAAAGGCAGCGGCCCGACAAUGUGUGACAUCAGCAGCGAAGUCAUGUCGACGUCCAUCCUUUCGGUGAUUCGCCAAUGUCCGGCAUUCCUCCAGCUUGACACACUCACCAUCCGAUUUGAAGUCUUCCGGCCCGCGACUGUGAACAUGCUUAACUUACAAGUGCAAUAUGCAAAUAGCGGUAUGGACAACAAUAUCAGGCUGGCAUACAACAAAACUGAUGUGGUCAUGACGGCGGCGGCAACAGUAGCCUACAAGGCAUUGAGAAGAAAGGCACCGUUCCAAGGGUUAAAGGAGGUUGAAAACCGCUAUGAGAGUGUCUACGAACCCACCAAAGAUGGAGCUAUCAAGCAUGUCAUUGAGAUGUGUUUGUUCCGAACCCGCAAACCGGUGGUCGAGUACCAAGAGCAGAGCCAGGUUCUGCGUGAAGCGAUCUUGGACAUGUUGUUUGAAGAGAAGGAGAGAGACCUACAGGGGGCAGAUGAGAAGUUCCGGAACUUUGUGAGACAGUAUCCUGCGUAA